GGUUCUGCCAGUACGCAGCGAGCCUCCGUGCAGGUCGGACCAAUGUCGCGAUUGUGACGUCCUCGUGUUAUUGUGCCAGCCAGUCGUUGAAACAUUUAUUGGACCCAGGCUCGCUUCGUAAUCCUUUUUUUCUUUCUUCUUCAAAUUAAACUACCCAGCAAGUUUUUAUUCCCCCCAAGCAAAGUGAGGAUGCUUUUUUUUUUUUUAAACUCUUGAAAUAGACUUCCAUUUGACCACAUUUGGAUUGUUUUCAUAUUUCGUUGAAUUCUCAAAGUGAGCAUUCGUGGAUGUACAAGCUGUCUGGAAGAAUUGUGAUGUGCACCGGACUGGACUUGAUGAGCGUGGAGAUGUGGAGCCCGGUGGCACAUCUUUAAAGCGGCUUGCAUUUUUGUUUUUGGGAGAAAAAAAAGCCCACCAUCAACAAAAUUGUAUGCGUAUUUUGGCUGUUGUGUGUUGCAUGAGGCGUCGGGGCAAGGUAAUGGGAGAGGGUGCACACACAACAAGGGAGCGUUGUUCGAAACUGAGACAAUUGAGGCACAAGAAGAGAAACGCUGCUGGCUUGUGAUUCAUUUGACAACAUUGGAUUCGCUGGAGUUCUAUUUGCGUCCUGGACCGAAGCCAUUCGUCUGUGCGCGCAAGGAGCACUAAUGGCACAUUAAAAGUCAUGGGAAUGCUGCUGAAAUAGACCACAAAGGUUUCUUUUUUUAUUUUUGAAUUUUCAUUGAUCUCAAUGCAUACCGGGCCCACGAGUUUCUGACUCCCCUCCACUUUUGGAAGUCUUCUUUUUCAUUUGAUUUUUUGUUUUGUUUUUGGCAGCAUCACUUGUGGACCGAAUUCGGAGAUGGCGCAUCCAUGGAGUGUGAAUGGAUUGUGGGUCUUGCUGGCGUUUGUACUGGAUUUACUGGGAACCACCGCCAGCAACAUGGAGCCCAUCUACUGGAAUUCUCUUAACGAGAGGUUCCGAGACGAUAAGGGCUACGUGCUCUACCCUCAGAUCGGGGACCGGCUGGACCUGAUCUGCCCGCCGCUGGACACGGCCCGCUCCACACCCGAGUACGAGUUCUACAAGCUGUACCUGGUGUCGUCGCGGGACCAGGCGGAUCGCUGCGAGGUGGCGGGCUCGCCCAACAUCGUGCUGACGUGCGACGAACCUACGCGGGAACGCCGCUUCACCAUCAAGUUCCAGGAGUUCUCGCCCAACCUGUGGGGCCACGAGUUCAAAAGCAUGCAGGACUACUACAUCAUCGCUACGUCAGAUGGGACACGCCAAGGUCUGGACAGCAUGAGGGGAGGAGUUUGUGCCACGCAGGGCAUGAAGGUGGUCCUGAAAGUGGGGCAGAGUAACUCAACCCAUUCAAGAGGACCCAACACCUUCGGGGGCGGCGAAGGCGGCGACGAGAACGGCCCGCUGCAGCCGUCCAACAUCGCCCUGAUCGCGGGCGCGGCCGGAGGCUCGGCUUUCCUGCUAUUGGUCACGGCCGUCAUCUGCGCGGUGUGCUACAGGCGGCGACACGCCAAGCACUCGGACACCCACCACCCGCCGCUGUCGCUGUCGUCGCUGACCAGCCCCAAGCGGGGCGGCGGCGCCGGCGGCAUGGGCAGCUCCAACAACAACGGAUCCGAGCCCAGCGACAUCAUCAUCCCUCUGAGGACGUCGGACUCCGCCUACUGCCCGCACUACGAGAAGGUGAGCGGCGACUACGGACACCCCGUCUACAUUGUGCAGGAAAUGCCGCCGCAGAGCCCGGCCAACAUCUACUACAAAGUAUGAGAACUGGACUCUCCGGCCGUGGACUCCCGGAAUCGCUCCAAGCCCCGCCCCCAGCAAGCUCCAACAUCUCCCCCCCCCUCCCCUCACCCUCUCACCUGCCACCAUCCAACCAUGAUCAAACCCCACAAUCACACUUGUGAGUGUACGUGAGGGUUCGCCGGCCCACCGGAGCACGCUUCGAGCAGAUUCCCGGAAUGCACCUGGAAGUAGGUGAAUGCGGCUUUUGGACUUUCAAAAAAAAAAAUCAAAAGGACUAUAUUUGAAAGCAAAAAAAAAAAAAUAAAUCGAUAAAAGCCCAGACAGUGCUGAAGAACUCCCAGUUGCCACACCUGCCUAGAAGCCAGCAGCCCGCCCCUCAGAGCGCCAUCAGCCAAUCAGAGACGGGCCCCGCCUCUUCACCGCCAACACCUUUAGGAAUUCUCAGUGCAAAAAGAGGAGGGGCCUCUCGGACUCGGCCUCUGGAGGUCACGUGACUUGACCCGGGGCUCGAGGAGGUGUCUGAGCAGUCGGGCCGCGCUGACGCUCAGACUCUUGUAUAUUUUAAUAAAACGUGUGCGUGCGUGCGCGUGUGACAUGGACGUGACUGUGCUCUUUAGACUUGUCUUAAAAAUACCAAAACACAAAAUAGUGAGCGGAUAUCACAAUAAAAAUCCAACAAAGUGAGAUUUUUUUUUCUAUGGCUAUCAACACUUAUAGAUGAUAUAUAUAAAUAGCCAGUAAAUAGAUGUUUUGCUUUUAUUUUCUCUGAUUUUGUUGUAUUUUACCAGCUAAAACCACACCUCUGUUGCUAGCCCUUUUUCUAUUUUUCACAAUUUACCGUAGUACAAUCUGCCUUUUAUAUGCAUUUAAUCCCACUUUUUUUUUUUUGGCCACUCCCCCCCCCCCACUAGGGUGUUUGUAUAUUUUCAUAGCUUCUCGUUUGAUGAUAGUGUUGAAGUUUAGACCUCGUUCGUGGAAGUGUUGAGGUAGAGCCAUCUAUGAUCGCUUUUGUUUUUGUUUUAUUCCAAAUGUUUUUUUAGUUUUUUUUAAAAUGUGCUAAGGAGGAGGGCAAAAAGAGA
Syngnathus acus (greater pipefish) is the source of this 2829-nucleotide messenger RNA. RefSeq names its product ephrin-B3b (gene efnb3b). Gene Ontology annotation, cellular component: plasma membrane. Gene Ontology annotation, molecular function: ephrin receptor binding. The coding region runs from base 842 to 1771 and encodes 309 amino acids. The transcript is spliced from 4 exons. Gene Ontology annotation, biological process: ephrin receptor signaling pathway; axon guidance. The record is from RefSeq and is a predicted model, not a curated record. NCBI's taxonomy places the organism in Eukaryota, Metazoa, Chordata, Actinopteri, Syngnathiformes, Syngnathidae.